UAUGCUUCCUGGAAGAAAUACUAUGAGAAAUAUUUUUGUUAGACUAAGGAAGCCUCCCGAUUACAGAGAUUACGACUUUAUGAAUGAAGAUGGAAGAGGUCAGUAUGAAAAAUUGAAUAUAAAGAAGGGAAUGACAUGUUUUUUAAAUGAAAUGUAUAGAUUUGAAAGUAUUAAAAGAUAUAAAAGAUAUUUGAAGCGGAAAAUAGCGGAAUUUGAGGAAAAUACUAACAACAAUAACGGAGACGGACCGACAAAAUUUAGAGGAAAUGGACAAGCGCAAAACUAUAUGCGUUCAACAGAAGCAUCCAGACGUCGCGAAUCUUUAAAUAAAGAGACUUUUGGACCUUCUAGAAAUUCAAUUGAUCAGCAGAAUUCUAUUUCUCCUUUACGCCGUAAAAUUUAUAACAAAAACAAUUUAGAAUUAAACGAUUUAGAUGUCUUUGAAUUAGACGCCUAUUUACAAGAGAUUCCCAAUAUAUCUAAUCUAUCUGAGAAUACGAAGACAAAGUGGUCUUUACCUAAUUUUAAAGAAUUUUUCAACUCUCUAGAAGUUCAUGGUAAAGGAGAACCAUCGAUAAAUCUAGAUGAUUCUUUCGUAAAAGAUGUAAUCAACGACGAUUCCCUAUCACCCAUUGAAGCUGUUAACAUACUUCUUGGUAAAGAACCAAGACGAGAUAAUAUAAAAUCAAAGAAACACCCAGCUAAAAAUAACAUGACUAGAAAAACAUAUGAUAAAACUAACGUCAAAACCUUAAAAUCUUAUCUUAAAGGUGUUGACAGACGAAUGUUAGAAAGGGAAUUAGAAAAUUCUCUAAAAAAAAAGAAAAAAAGUAAGAAAUGUAAAGAUUUUAAAUUGAAUUUAAGUAAAAAAGGAUUAAAAAGGAAAAGGUUUAAAUCAAAAAAUCCAAAAUUUAUUGACAAUAGUCGUUCAAUUCCUAUUAACGUAUUAAAAUGUAGUAAAGAUAAUUUUAACGAAUCCCAAAAGAAAAAAUUUUAUGAAAGCCCUUGGAAAUAUUUAGAUAAAACAAAUAUAAAGAUAGAAAAUGAUAAAAGCAAUCGUAAAGUUGAUGACUUGACAUUUCAGCAAUCAAAAAUUCCACCUCAAAAAUCGGAGAGAAAAAAAUGGAAUUUAAAUCAUAGUAUUUUGAAUUUGACUAAGGUCGUAUUACCUUUGAAUAAUAAAAAUAUUGAUGAACAAGCAAGUAGGGUUAAAAAGGAAUUUUACUCAAAAACUAAGAGGAAAUCCCCUAUAACAUUAUCUAAAGAGACAGGAACAAAUACUGAAAACAGGAGCUCAUUUGAUAAUAAUUUUCACAAUGAAGAAACUCUCGUUUUUAAUGGGAGAGAAUUGAAAAAGAACAAUUUGAACAAUCUAUCCGCCGAAGAGUCAUAUUCGAAAAUAAAAAACGUUUUAUUAAAAGAAAAUAACGAUGAAAAAAAUAUUAAAACAGAUAAGGCCUAUGCAGAAAAAAAACUGCAAACUAAUGAACUCGAAAAUCAGUCAAUUUUAUCAGAAGAAGAUAAUCUCAAUGAAUUUAUUGAAAACGAUUUAAAAUCUACAAGAUCUUUUCUAAAUAAUAAUAGAGAAAGAUCAAAUGAAAUUUUUAAAAAUCUUAAAACUAACGAUUCUAUAGAAGAUAGCGGCAGUCUUUUAUCAAAUUAUGUCAACAAAUGGAAAAAAUUUCAUAAUAAAAGAGAUUUAUCGCAAAUUAAUCUACUAAACAAACUGAAAAGUCUAGGCAAAGAAGAGAAUGAAAAGAGCACUCGCUUAUAUGAAUUUCUUCAAAAUAAAACACAUUUUAAUGGCAAACAGAAGUUCAUCAACUUGGAAAACAUUUUACAGAACAACCGUCAAGUUAAUAAAGAAAACUAUGAAUUAAAUAAAAAGGUAAAAGUCAUUUAA
Messenger RNA from Dimorphilus gyrociliatus, 1903 nucleotides. NCBI's taxonomy places the organism in Eukaryota, Metazoa, Annelida, Polychaeta, Dinophilidae. The record is from the annotation of a GenBank genome assembly.